Messenger RNA from Rubroshorea leprosula, 4262 nucleotides. Lineage: Eukaryota; Viridiplantae; Streptophyta; Magnoliopsida; Malvales; Dipterocarpaceae. The record is from the annotation of a GenBank genome assembly.
AGGGUUAUGUUCCACCAGGUGUUUUUCUAUCUGUAUUUAUAAUUGAUGUGAAGACAUGCUGGUAAUGCUCCAACUUCUUUUCAUCAUAGCUUGGUUCUUGUAAAAGAAGCUGGCUCUUAACCUUAUUUUGCAAAAGUGGUCGUGCCUGAGCGCUUAAUGCAAGAGCCAUCAAGACAGUAAAGAAAACCAUUCUUGCAGUAGAUUGCUUAGCCAUGAUCCUCAAAAGCAAUAGGAUUUCGUGCAGGGUUUCUAAGAUGGCCCCAAAACGGCAUGGGCACCCGAGGGGUGGUCGUAAGGAUCAGGGCACUCCUCUGAUCCCAGAUGCUAGUCCCCCUGCCCAAACUGCCCCGCAGGAGGGAGGGAUGAGUAAUCCCCAGAUAGCCACUUUUGUCCAGGAGCUUAUGGCAGAGAUAAGACGCCAAGAAUCUCCUGCCACAAGUGUGCCACCUCCAUCUCCAAUGGUUUCCACUCCUAUGGCCCCUGCUCCAAUUUCCCCUACUCCAAUUUCCCCUGUUCCUAUUUCUUCUGCUCCUGCGGUGUCUAGCUGGAAGGUUUAUACGGAAUUCCAGAAGCUGGUGACCAAGAGAUUUGGUGGUACUGUAGGUUUUGAGCAGGCAGGAUCAUGGAUCACCGAGGUGGAGCUGGGAUUUCGCCUACUGCAGGUUUCUGAUGACCUUAAGGUCAAUGUAGGCAGUUACAUGCUUACUGGGAAGGCAUUAACUUGGUGGGAGAGUUAUAUGAAGCUACACCAAGGAGAGCUUGAAUUGAGCACUUGGGAUGGUUUUAAGAAGUACAAGGAGGAGUUUGACCGCUAUCUGCCUUUUGUGGGUAGCCAAGUUGGCGAUGAGCAAGCCAAGGCCGACAAAUUUCUGUGGGGCUUGAAUUCCGAUAUUUAUUUGGAGGUAAACCAAUUUAAACUCGCCACUUAUAAAGAGGCUGCAGACAGAGCCAUAGAUCAGGAGAAGGCUAUGGCUAGAGUCAAGUCCUCAGGACAGCCUAGUGUCGAAUCAUCCCUGGGGAAGAGAAAAUUUGAUGGGAGCCGUCGCUCCCUUUUUCUUGCACCACCUAAGUCUGAGAUCAGCAAGGGUUCUAAAGGGUCGGGAGCCACCAAGACUAGUUCUACCAGUCAGGGGGCGCAGAAACAGAGUACCGGGGUUCGGACAAGAGCCCAGCAGGCGAGAGUGCAAGUGAUGACUCACAAGGAAGCUGCGGCUACCGACAUAAUCACGAGUACCUUGCCUAUUAACUCUGAUUAUGCACAUGUUUUAUUUGAUUCGGGUGCAUCGCACUCCUUUAUUGCUCGAUCUUAUGCUUUGAAACAAGCUUUGCCUGUUGAUACCUCUGAUUGUGAACUGCAUGUGGACACCCCUUUAGGAGGGGUGAUGACUACUAGGGAGGUGUGUAGGACUGUGGAUAUUUAUGUUGAUGGUAGACAAUUGAGUGCUAGUAUGUUUGUUUUAGAUAUCUCUGAUUUUGAUAUCAUUUUGGGGAUGGAUUGGCUGUCAAAACAUUUUGCCUCUAUAGACUGUCAUCGAAAAUGGGAUUUCCUAGUCUCUGUUACUGAUGCUAGUAGUGUGACAUCGAGACUAGAAGACAUACCGAUGGUGCGUGAGUUUCCGGAUGUAUUUCCGGAGGAUCUCCCAGAUUUACCUCCGGAUAGGGAGGUUGAAUUUGCUAUUGACCUUGUUCCUGGCACCAGACCUAUUUCCAAAGCACCAUACCGUAUGAUUGCUGCAGAAUUGAAAGAGUUAAAGGUCCAGCUGGAGGAACUCCUUGAGAAAGGGUUUAUACGCCCUAGUGUGUCACCUUGGGGAGCUCCAGUGUUGUUCGUCAAGAAGAAGGAUGGGAGCAUGAGGCUAUGUAUUGAUUACCGGGAAUUGAAUAAGGUGACUGUGAAGGACCAGUAUCCCCUUCCUAGAAUUGAUGACUUAUUUGACCAGCUUAAGGGUGCUCAGGUAUUUUCUAAGAUUGAUCUUCGAUCUGGUUACAACCAAUUGAAGAUUAAAUCAGAUGAUGUGCCAAAGGCUGCCUUCCGCACCCGUUAUGGUCAUUAUGAAUUCAUAGUCAUGCCUUUUGGCUUGACAAAUGCCCCUGCCAGAUUUAUGGAUUUGAUGAAUCAGUUGUUUAGCAAGUACCUAGACCAGUUUGUGGUUGUCUUUAUUGAUGACAUUUUGGUCUAUUCUUCUAGCCAUGCUUUUCAUGAAAAGCACUUAAGGACGGUCCUCGAGACACUGAGAAGUGAGAGGCUAUUUGCUAAAAUUAAGAAGUGUGAAUUUUGGCUAGACAAUGUUGCAUUCCUAGGUCACGUUGUGACUAAGGAUGGAAUUUCUGUUGACCCCCAGAAGAUUGAGGUCGUGGUUGAUUGGAAAAGGCCGAAUAGUGUUGCAGAAAUUCUUAGUUUUCUGGGAUUGGCUGGUUAUUACCGCCGAUUUGUGGGGGAUUUCUCUAGAAUUGCUCUACCAAUGACUCAUCUUAUCAAGAAGGACACCAAGUUUGAGUGGACUCCAGAGUGUGAGAAGAGCUUUUUGACCUUGAAGGAAAAGUUGGUCACUACUCCUGUACUUGCACUUCCAAUUAAUGGGGAAAGAUUCACUAUAUAUAGUGAUGCCUCUAAAAAGGGUUUGGGAUGUGUCUUGAUGCAAAAAGAUAGGGUUAUUGCAUAUACUUCUCGGCAGCUAAAGCCUUAUGAAGAAAAUUACCCUACCCACGAUCUAGAGUUGGCAGUUGUAAUAUUUGCACUCAAGAUCUGGAGGCAUUAUCUGUAUGGUGAGACUUGUGAAAUCUUCACCGAUCACAAGAGUCUUAAGUACAUAUUCACUCAAAAGGAGCUUAAUAUGAGGCAGAGGCGAUGGCUUGAACUUUUAAAGGACUACGACCUGACCAUUAGCCACCAUCCGGGCAAAGCUAGCAAAGUAGCAGAUGCGUUGAGUAAGAAGUCCUCUGGCACUGCCUCUAACAUCCUUGCCACUCAGAAAGAGUUACUUGAGGAUCUUGUGAAGCUGGAUGUGGAGUUGAGAGUGGACAGUACUAUGGCUUAUCUAGCUGCUCUUAGUGCACAACUAGCAUUAAUGGAUAGAAUUAAACUUGGCCAACAAAAAGAUCCCUUCUUGCAGAAGAUGAAGGAAAAAGUAAGAGCCGGGGAACCCCACAUGCAAGAAUUCAGAAUUUCUGAUGAUGAGACUCUGGCCGAACACAAGAGACUUCAUGGGAAACUACAGCCUUUACCUAUUCCCCAGUGGAAGUGGGAGAACAUCACCAUGGACUUUGUGACAGGCUUACCACAAACCUUAAAGGGUAAUGAUUCCAUUUGGGUCAUCGUUGAUCGAUUGACCAAAUCGGCUCACUUCUUAUCCUAUCAGAUUGGCACCUCCAUUGAAAAGCUUGCCAAUAUGUACAUGGAGGAGGUAGUCAAGCUACAUGGAGUCCCUGUGUCUAUUGUGUCAGAUAAAAAUACCAGAUUUUUAUCUCAUUUCUGGACAAGCUUGCAGCAGGCACUUGGUACUCAAUUAAAUUUCAGCAUGACCUUUCAUCCUCAAACUGAUGGGCAAUCUGAGAGAACUAUUCAGAUACUUGAGGACAUGUUGAGGGCUUGUGUUCUAGAUUGGAAGGGUUCGUGGGAUCAACACUUAUCCAUGGCUGAGUUUGCAUAUAAUAACAGUUAUCAAUCUAGCAUCCACAUGGCACCGUUUGAGGCUUUGUAUGGUCAAAGGUGUAGAUCACCUUUGAUCAAGGAACGCCUUCGUGCUGCACAAAGCAGGCAGAAAAGCUAUGCGGAUAGAAGGAGACGAGACCUUGAGUUUGAAGUUGGUGACCAUGUAUUUUUGAAGGUGUCACCCACUCGAGGUGUCCUUAGGUUUGGCAUCCGGGGAAAAUUGAGUCCAAGUUAUAUUGGACCAUAUCCUAUCUUGGAAAGGAUUGGCGAGGUAGCUUAUAGAUUAGAGUUGCCUGGAAAUCUAGCGGGUGUUCAUGAUGUGUUUCAUGUGUCUUUACUUCGGAAAUAUGUCCCCGACCAGAGCCACAUCGUUAAUCCCGAACCAAUUCAACUCUGAGAGGAUCUUACUUAUGAUGAGCACUCGAUUCGCAUUUUAGAUUUCAAGGAGAGGAUAAUGCGAAGAAGGACUAUUCGUUUUGUUAAGGUCCUUUGCGAUAACCAUUCAGUUGAAGAAGCUACUUGGGAGUUGGAAUCCAAAAUGAGACAAGAACAUCCGCACCUCUUCCAAGAUUGAGGUAUGAGUUUAGGGGACUAAACUCCUUUUUAGGAG